CUUGCUUACUUGGAAAUGAGGUCCUAUGUCCAAAAUCCUGAACCACCCCUUUAAGUGGCUGACUUAUUGAAAUGAAAGCCCACCAGGAUUUCAAAGAACACAGUCAUUGGGAAAGGGAUGUGCCUCAGUGCUGUAUUAAUGAUUAAUGAGACAUUAUGUUGUCACUGAUUGUCAGAACACAUAAAUACCCUGGGUAAACCUGAUUGGGUCAGAGUAGUAGUUUAUUCUGAGGGACGGCCCUGGGUAAAUCUAAUUGGGUCAGAGUAGAACACAAGGACACCAAGAGGCAGGAGUGUCCAGAGAGCUAAUACAAAGAUAUGAGACUAACUAAAGGUGGGUUGACCAUACACCUCACUACAUAAAACAUCAUGAUUGUAAUUGAAGUGCUGAUGUAAGCGCAUCUGUAAUUUGUAUUAAAGAUUGAAAUGUGUUGUCUUGAAAUACUUGAAAAUACACACACACACACACACACACACACACAUACCUGUCCCAGGCAUUGCUCAGAUUUACUUUCUCUGUGUGUGUGUGUGUGUGUGUCGUGGGUACCAAGGACAUGGGGCAUUGUUUUUAGCUUAUAGAUGAUGAAUGAAGGGCCACAUGCUGCUCUGCCUCAGCACAUCCUGAGCACAAAGCCUGCUUGUGAAUCAAAGCCCAUCUUCUAUCUAAUCAGUGUGUGUGUGUAUGUGUGUCUAAUCAGACCACGAUAAGACACCUCUGAGGAGCCACCCGCCACACUGGACCUCUCCUCCUCUCAGGAUAUCGCAACAGGACUUUGAUCUGUGUGUGUGAGUGUGUGUGUGUGUGUCUGAGUGACAAGAAAACGUCUUGGGUCAGGACACACACCUGUAGUGGAGCACAAGUGAACACACAGACUUCUUCAUCUGCACAUGGACUGGUGCAACAAAUGCACAAUUGUGGCUUUACAGCUCAACCCAUCAAACGAUUAGUAGCUCUAGAAUUUCCAUACGCUGUCACUCACUGCUGGAUGUCCAGGGAGCUUCACUUCUGGAUUUGGAGCCGUGAUCUUGUUAGGAAUCCCAGCAGAGGACAAAACCUCUUGGUCUGAUGACAGGUGCCUCUCUCUGAAGCAACGAACUGAUCAGGGACUGACUCUUCCACUGGAAACUUGCACACACACACACACACACACAGCUACCAUGGCAGAGGCCCAGGACGAGGUGGUGUGUGAGCCGCGGCGGCGGCUGGACUACAGGGUCCAGCGGGAGGUGCUGGACGAGCUCUGUGUGGAGGACAUGGCGGAGAAGACACAGUCCACAAACCAGCUGGUGGAAAAACUCAAAGACUCAGUCAGGUGUUCUGGUCCCCGGCUGAAGAGCUGCUUCUUCUCCUGUGUUCCUGUGUUGUCGUGGCUGCCUCGUUACCCCCUCAGACAGAAUGCCAUCGGAGACCUCAUCUCAGGCAUCAGUGUGGGAAUCAUGCACCUGCCCCAGGGCAUGGCAUAUGCCCUGCUGGCCGCUGUGCCUCCGGUGUUUGGCCUCUACUCCUCUUUCUACCCCAUCCUCCUCUACUUCAUCUUCGGGACAUCCAAACACAUCUCCGUGGGCACCUAUGCGGUCAUGAGUGUGAUGAUUGGCAGCACCACGGAGCGCUUGGCCCCCGACUCUGACUUCAUGGUGUGGGAUAAUGUGUCCAACAGCAGUAUAGUGGACUUCAUUAGCCGGGAUGCAGAGAGGGUAAAGGUCGCUGCCGCGGUGACCUUCAUGUCAGGCGUAUUCCAGCUGCUUCUAGGCCUGGUGCAGUUUGGCUUUGUGGUGACGUACUUGUCCGAGCCCCUGGUGAGGGGUUACACCACAGGAGCUGCCAUCCACGUCAUCGUGUCCCAGCUCAAAUACACUUUUGGCAUCAGCCCUCAACGCUACAGUGGCCCUUUCGCUCUCGUAUAUACGGUGUUAGAGGUGUGCUCACUGUUGCCGGACACUAACAUAGGCACUCUGGUGGUCAGCAUUGUGUCCAUUGUUGGGCUCAUCAUCGCCAAAGAGCUCAGCACUCUCGUGGCCCGCAAGCUUCCUGUGCCCAUUCCUGUGGAGCUCAUCGCCGUCAUUCUCGCCACAGUUAUCUCCUGGCAAGUUGACCUGUCUCUGAACUAUAAAGUUGAGGUGGUGGGGGAGAUUCCAUCAGGGUAAAACAAACAAUGACAUACAUAAUAUAAUAUGCUAUUCAGACGAAUACAAUCCCCAGUUUUCCCAAAGGCCUCUCUGUUUGGUCAAGUGAUUGGGGAUGCUUUUGCUCUGGCAGUGGUUGGUUAUGGCAUUGCCAUCUCCCUUGGUCGGACAUUUGCCCUUAAGUAUGGAUACAAGGUGGACAGCAACCAGGAGCUGAUAGCCCUGGGGCUCAGUAACGCAGUCGGAGGGAUGUUCCAGUGCUUUGCUAUCAGCUGCUCCAUGUCCCGCAGUAUGGUGCAGGUCAGCACUGGAGGAAAAACCCAGGUGGCUGGGGCUCUCUCAGCUGUAGUCAUCUUAGUCAUCCUGCUAUGGAUCGGAUCGCUAUUUGAACAGCUUCCAAAGGCUGUUCUGGCAGCCAUCAUUUAUGUCAACCUCCAUGGAAUGAUGAAGCAAUUUGGUGACAUCAAAACCCUGUGGAACAGCAACAGAGUGGACAUGCUGGUGUGGGUGAUGACCCUUAUCCUGACAGUGCUGUUCAAUCCUGACCUGGGCCUGGCCGCCUCCAUAGCCUUGUCCAUCCUCACCGUCAUCUUCAGAACUCAGCUGCCUAAGUACUCCCUGCUCGGACAGGUUCCUGGAACCGAUAUUUACAGACCCAUAGAGGACUAUAAUCAGGUGAAAGAGAUUCCAGAGUUGGUGAUCUUCCGCUCCUCAGCCACUCUCUAUUUUGCCAAUGCUGAAAUGUACGCCGAUGCCCUAGCAGAGAAGAGUGGGGUGGACAUCGCCAAGCUGCUGUCCCACAGAAAGAAGCUGGAGUCCAAGAGGAAGAGAAAAGAGAAGAAGGAGGCCAAAAAGGCUAAGAAGCAGGCCAUGAAGGAAAUGACCGAACGUGAAAGUGAGUCGGAUGACUCAGUGAAGGAGCAGGUGGUGUUCACCAUUGAGGCGGAGACGAAGCCUGGACCCAUCCUCCCUCGCGCCAUCAUCCUAGAGCUGAGUGCGUGUAACUUCCUGGAUACGGUGGGAGUCAAGACCCUCAGCAAUAUUCGUAAGGACCAUGGUGAGGUGGGAGUGCAAGUACUUCUGGCUGGUUGUCAAAGCUGUGUGGUGGAGAGUCUGGAGAAGGGCGGGUUCUUCAGUGAAAAAGUGACCAAAGCAAUCCUUUUCACGUCUGUGCACGAUGCCGUACUAUACUGCAACGCAGAUAGACAGGAAGAGGACAUGAAAGCAACGCAGCUUUGAAUUCUGAGUAUUGGCGGACACACACACACACACACACACACACACACACACACACACACAAACACACAAAACACACACACACACACACACACACAGGCGCACACAGAGAUGGCACACUUCAGAGGGGAAGUGCUCUGAGACAGCACAUCUCCUGUCUCUACUCCUCUAAUUGCCUUCAUUUUGUGUUUGUAUUGCAGCUUAUGUAACUAAAUGAUUUUGGCCCACUAUGAAAUGAAAAUAGCUUCCCACUGCUGAGAUCCCUGCUGGUCUGUGUUUAGGGCGACAGCUUAUGUUUGUUUCUCUCGCUCCUACCAAGAGGAAUUUGUGAACAUUUUCAACAGCUCAAGACCUGCAUUAAACUUUAUGUUUAUGUCAAUCAUAAACCAUGAAACAACAUGACAAGCAAACCCAGCUGAAUUUGCUGGAGUGUGGUCCGAUGGCUAAAUUAAAUCCUAGACUGGAUUAUCGUGCCAUUUUUCCACUUGGGCCAUGAUUCAAAUGAAUGUGAUAUUCAUAAUUAAGGGCCUGACCUAUCAUCUGUUACUGGUCAGAUUCCAAAUGAGUCAAUUAGAUCAGUGGUUCUUAACUGGUGGGUCGGGACCCAAUAGUGGGUCGCGGAACCAUUCUGGGUGGGUCGUGGAGCUUGUGGUUAAAAAAAGAAGAAAUCGCCCAUUUCAAAUAGACUUAAAUUGAGAUGGAAUGGUGCAGAAUCCACAGUGUGCGAUGUUCACAAUUGCUGGAACAUGAGUGAAAAUGCCUCAUAAAUAAAGUACACCUAUCAAAGACAGACCUGUCAAGUACUUUAAGGUGACAUCAGGAGUUGGAGACUUCACAAAUGUAAUGCCAAACAGCAUGUUCCAAACAAAUAGGCCUACAGGCACUUCGCCUGUCUUAGCGUGUAGCUCACCACAUCUGUUGUCUGAACGCUAUAAAAUAUAUAUGGGUCGUGACUUCAUGAACAUGGGAAAUUUUGGGUCCCAAAGCCAGACCAGUUAAGAACCACUGGAUUAGAUGACCCACGCACAGUGCCUUGGUUAAAGAAGUGGUAUGUGUUUUGUUAAUAGCCACACAGAGCAUGCUGUAGCAGGAAAUGUUAUGAGACACCAAACGAAAUACAGAUGGUUGUAUAUGACCAAGUGAUCAGAUGAUCAUCAGUUUGAUGUUGUUUUGUGUGUGUUUUUAUUUAUUGAUGAACAUUCCCAUGAAUAAAAAAUAGUGAUAUGAACA
This is a messenger RNA of Alosa alosa (allis shad), 4589 nucleotides long. It is a transcript of the gene slc26a6.2, whose product is annotated as solute carrier family 26 member 6. The record is from RefSeq and is a predicted model, not a curated record. NCBI's taxonomy places the organism in Eukaryota, Metazoa, Chordata, Actinopteri, Clupeiformes, Clupeidae. Gene Ontology annotation, molecular function: chloride transmembrane transporter activity; secondary active sulfate transmembrane transporter activity; oxalate transmembrane transporter activity. The transcript has 19 exons. Gene Ontology annotation, biological process: transmembrane transport. Gene Ontology annotation, cellular component: membrane.